AUGGCAAGGUUAUUUUUAUUGAUAAAUAUUUUUAUCUUAUUAUUAAGUCAAAUUGAUUGUCGUUAUGCUGAUUGGGAAGAAGUCAAACCAUAUUGUAAAAUUCGUCCAAAUCCUCAAUGUUGUGCUAGUCGAGAUGAUGAUUGUUUUAUGCCUUAUUAUGAUUCUCGGUGUUAUUGCGAUAAUUUUUGUUUUCGUGGUAUUGAUAAUCAUGAUUGUUGUCCUGAUCAUGAUCAAGUAUGUCAAGGAAUUAAUAUAACAGCAACAACAUUAGCACCUAAACCAAGUGGUACAUGUUAUGAUUCAUUUACAAAUAGACAAUAUGCAUUAGGUGAUUCAUUUUUACGUGAUUGUAAUUUAUGUCGUUGUCAAACACUUGGUUUUGAAACAAAAUUAUCAUGUGACGAAGAUUUAUGUAUAAAUAGUGAUGUACUUAUAUCAGAUUAUAAAACACAACAACCAUAUCUCGGUUUUGAGGUUAAACAAUAUCCUAAAUUUAAUGGUGUUAAAGUAAAAGAUGCAUUAAAAAUUUAUCUUGGUACAUUACCAGAUCCAAGUUUACGUCAUAUGGUUGAUAAUGCACCUGAUGAUCCAAAUGAAUAUCAUCGUAUGGAGGAAGUUAAUGCAUAUGACGUUCGUACAAAUCCAUCAUAUGCUGGUAAAAUACGUGGUAUUCGCGAUCAAGGUAAAUGUGGUAUAUCAUGGGCAUUAUCAACUGUUGAUGUUGCUGCUGAUCGUUUAUCACUUGUGCAAAAUAUAAAACUACCAAAUGAACCUUUAAGUGUACAGAAUAUUCUUUCAUGUACAGAUCCAGAAGCUAAAGAUGGUUGUGAAGGUGGUCGUGUCACUUAUGCAUGGGGUUUUAUAAAAGAUCGUGGUGUUGUUACAGAAAAUUGCUAUCCAUAUGAAAGUGGUACAACAGGUAAUAUAACUGAAUGUAAACUCCGUUUAUCUAAUGAAGAUUUACAAAAUAUUGCCCAACAUCGUAAGAUAACAAAUUUGAAUUGUCCAUCACGUGCUCGAGGUGAGCAUUUUAAUUUUGGCCCUGCUUAUCGUAUUCGUAAAGACGCAAGCUCAGUUAAAUAUGAAAUACAUUUUCGUGGUCCUGUACAAGCAACAAUGCGUGUUACACCAGACUUUUUCUUAUAUAGCUCAGGUGUUUAUCGUUGUGGUGGUGCAAGUUAUGCAAAUCAAAAUCCUCGUUAUGCUAAUUUGUUCGGUUAUCAUUCAAUUCGUUUACUUGGUUGGGGUACACAGGUUAAUCGAAAUACACACAAAGAAGAAAGUUAUUGGAUUGCAGCUAAUUCAUGGGGUACUGGCUGGGGUGAGAACGGAUAUUUUCAUAUACUUUUUGGUGAAUGUGAAGUUCAAGAUACAGUUAUUGCAACUUAUGGUAAAUCAACUGAUGUACUUAAGAAGAAAAAUAGACGACAAUAA
Molecule: messenger RNA, 1434 nt
Organism: Adineta steineri
Lineage: Eukaryota; Metazoa; Rotifera; Eurotatoria; Adinetida; Adinetidae
Source: the annotation of a GenBank genome assembly